CGCCUUCUCUUCUGUAGUGAUUUACUAUUACUCUCUCUCAGAGUGCAAAUUGAAUCGAUCUUGGCCUCUCAACGAUCCAUUUCUUUCCCCCUAAUUUUCCUGCUCUUUCCGGGAAAACUUUACCAGAAGAUUUUCCGGAGCGCCAAACACUGAGCUCUCGCUAUGAUUUAGCCUUCCUUCGACUUCUCAGGACUGUGCGUUAAAGAGGAACGCCAUGGGAUGUGCUGGAUCGUCGGAGAGCAGAGGAGAUGGCACAGUGAAGAAGAUCCAAAAGCCAAAACCUUGGAAGCAUUCACCACAGAUAACAAAGACUCAACUUAUGCAAAUGCGUGAGGAAUUUUGGGACACUGCACCUCACUAUGGUGGAAGGAAAGAAAUAUGGGAUGCACUUCGUGCUGCUGCUGAAGCUGAUCUAACACUUGCCCAAGCAAUUGUGGACAGCGCAGGGGUCAUCUUGCAAAGUGCUGAUUUGACAGUAUGUUAUGAUGAAAGAGGUGCAAAAUAUGAACUACCAAAUUAUGUUUUGAGUGAGCCAACGAACUUGGUUCGAGACACCUGAUAACUGAAUGCAUAUUGGUAGUUGCUUUUGUAAGCCCAAAUGUAUAUCACGUGUAUCAUUCUACUCAAGCGGUUGAUUGAUAGGGAUCUGGUUCUCCUUUUGAUUUUGGAAACUUGCAGUAGUUUCUUAUGCUACCUGGGAAGCAUCGGCUUUUGCUAUUUCUGCA
Diospyros lotus (date-plum) is the source of this 725-nucleotide messenger RNA. RefSeq lists its product as uncharacterized. Lineage: Eukaryota; Viridiplantae; Streptophyta; Magnoliopsida; Ericales; Ebenaceae. The coding region runs from base 215 to 559 and encodes 114 amino acids. The transcript has 4 exons. The record is from RefSeq and is a predicted model, not a curated record.